Messenger RNA from Lactuca saligna, 288 nucleotides. The record is from the annotation of a GenBank genome assembly. NCBI's taxonomy places the organism in Eukaryota, Viridiplantae, Streptophyta, Magnoliopsida, Asterales, Asteraceae.
AUGAGCAUGAUCAAAAUCCGAAAUCAAAAAGUCCGAAGGGUAAUGAAGUUUUACGAUAAAAAGCUUGAUCUACCUAUCACUCCGAAGGCUUUUCAGUUUUGUAGCUUUGAUAAAGUUGCGGAUGCUCCUCUUCCAGAUCAUGAUAUUGAUCAAGUGCUUUUCUCGUUCUAUCUCAAACAUAUGAAGCCUCAACACCAAACUUGGAGCUCAAAGAAGAUUACUGUUGUCAAAGUUUUUGGACCAAUUGAAACUGAGAGUUUUAUCAAUGCUCGGUUUAAAGCUGCUUGA